CUGAUGUCAACCUUUAUUUCCCCCCACCUUCUUGCCAUUGAUUUAUCCCACCACUACUUGAGGUACUGUACAUAUCUAGAUAACGCCCUGACUUCGCAAUGUCAGUCACCCAUAUUGUUCUCUUCCAGUUCAAAGCAGGCACUAGCGCCGAAGUCAUCGAAGAUGUUUGCAAUCGUAUGCUUGCCCUAAGAGACAACUGUCUUCACCCGUCGUCACAAAAACCUUAUAUUCGAACUUCAUCCGGUGGCAGAGAUAACUCUCCCGAAGGUAUCCAGCAUGGCAUCACACAUGCCUUCGUUGUUGAGUUUGCGAGUGCUGCAGACCGAGACUACUAUGUUAAGGACGAUCCUGUCCAUCGAGAAUUUGUAAAGAGCCUUGGCGGAGUCAUCGAAAAAGCGCAGGCUGUUGACUUUACUCCUGGGAUACUUUAGGAGCUUGGAUGAGACGCGAAAUUUCUCCGAUUUCUCUAAUUAACAUCUAGGGUAUGUUCAUAUCACAGUAGCGUCACUCGGAGAAAUAGAGGUUCCUAUAGAAGGAACUCUGAAUUAUAAUGCACCAAAUAUGUACACAGUAUAUACCUGUCUGGAAGUAAGAUCAAGGCUACACUGUUAAAGAUAAGGAGAUAAGUGUAAGGGACUCUAGCUGAAUCAAUAGUUGACUAGGUAGUCUAUCACGAAGAGACAGCUUAAGGUUAAGCUAAAGAGAGGAAAAAA
Messenger RNA from Aspergillus alliaceus, 713 nucleotides. Its product is annotated as Dabb family protein. The transcript is spliced from 3 exons. The coding region runs from base 99 to 431 and encodes 110 amino acids. Lineage: Eukaryota; Fungi; Ascomycota; Eurotiomycetes; Eurotiales; Aspergillaceae. The record is from RefSeq and is a predicted model, not a curated record.